CUGAAAGUUUUUGAAACUUCCCCAAAGCUUUAGGACUAUCUCCGGGCGCGCUCUUAAUCAAGGACUAAAAUUGGAUCCACGCCUUCAACCAAUAAAGAUUAUUUCCAAAUACUAGUUGCAAGCAGCGUUCUGUGUCGGACCAAAAAAAAAAUUACACUCCGACGAUGCAGGCGCGUUACCCCGUGUCAGACCCCAAUGCUCUGGGAGUCGUGCCUUAUCUCAGCGACCAAAAUUACUAUCGAGCCGCCGGCAGUUAUGGCAGUAUGCCCACCCCGAUGAGCGUGUAUUCGGGACAUGAUCAGUACACUACAGGUAUGGCGAGAUCGUACGGACCUUACCACCAUCACCAACAGCCGGCUCCCAAAGAUCUGGUCAAGCCUCCUUACAGUUACAUCGCCCUGAUAACUAUGGCAAUUCAGAACGCGCCUGAUAAGAAAAUUACUCUCAAUGGGAUCUAUCAGUUUAUCAUGGACCGUUUUCCUUUUUACCGCGAAAACAAACAGGGCUGGCAGAACAGCAUCCGCCACAACUUGUCUCUGAACGAGUGUUUUGUUAAGGUGCCUCGGGAUGAUAAAAAGCCGGGGAAAGGCAGCUACUGGACGCUGGAUCCGGACUCCUACAACAUGUUCGAGAACGGCAGCUUCUUGCGGAGGAGGAGGAGGUUUAAGAAGAAGGACGCGAUGAGGGACAAGGAAGAGCGGGACCGCCAGCAGAAAGAGCCGAAAGGGGGUCAGAACGUGGCCUCCCAGACCGACACCUGCAAGGACGGAGCGGAGAAAAAAGUGGUGGUGAAGAACGAAGCCAUGUCCCCCGGCAUGCCUGUCAUCACCAAAGUGGAAAGCUUAGAGAGCCCGGAUAAUAGUCCCCUGAUCCAAGGCAGCCCCAGGAGCGUCGCUUCCACGCCGUCAGUUUCUACAGAGAAUUCCAUUCCGGAGCCCAAUCCUGCAAAUAACAGUCUUUCCGGCUUUAGCGUGGAAAAUAUCAUGACACUAAGGACCUCUCCCCAAGGAGAUCUUAGCCCAGUGGCUGUGCCCUCCAGCAGGACUGGUAUGGGCUCCUCAUUGCCAGUGAAUUACCCUCAAACGCAACAGUCCAUCUACAGCCCAUCGUGUAACCAUAACAUGGACUCCAGUGGAAGUUACCAUUGCAGCAUGAGAACCAUGAGUCUGUACGCGGGGGACAGGAAUAACCAUAUGCUAGUGCCCACCACGCUGGAGGAUGCUAUCUCAGACCACGCUGUCAGCACUAGUUCCUCACUGAACGCAAUGAACCUGAGCACAGGACCGGAAGGUGUCCUAACCUCCAGCCACCAUCAGCAGACUGGGGGCGCAGGCCAAGCCGCUUCCUGGUACCUGAACCAGGGGGCAGAUCUCAAUCACCUCUCGGGCCACGCGUUCGGCAGCCAGCAACAGACUUUCCCCAAUGUCCGGGAGAUGUUUAACUCCCACCGGCUCGGCAUUGAGAGCUCAGCCCUCAGUGACCAUCAGGUGAGCGGGAACACAAGCUGUCAAAUUCCUUACCGAUCAACACCGUCAGUAUACCGUCAUUCAGGUCCAUACGCCUACGACUGCAAUAAGUAUUGAUUUAGAAACCGACCUAUCUAUCUUUUUUAAAAAAAAAUGUAUAUUGGGAGAUGAAAACAAAACUGCAAAAACAAUUUAAGACUGCACAUAAAAUGUUGACUGAGACUUUCCAAACUGCGUUGAGUGGCCAAGCAUGUGACGGAUUGUAGUUAGAAAGUGUGCAUAAGGAGCUUGAAAACUUAAAAAACACAGAAUUUGUUUAACAUUCUUAAAUUAAGGGAAACCUACUUGAAUAAUUAAAGUUCAGCAAGAUGGCAACUGCCAAAUGUAGGGUCUAAACUGUUUAAUGGACCAACAUUCUAGUGAUACCUUGUAUGUUCUGUUUAUGCAGUAUUUGUUUAGUACAAUCACGUUCCAUUUUCAACAACUAAGGAUUUUUUUUUCCUCCUGACAUUUUGUCCCGUGUUGAUGCGACUUUAUAUUUGAUGUAAAUUGUACGAUUUUCUAUGGAGGCUGCGUUACAGAGCCAUUUAAUAUAUUUUAAAGUUCAGUUCACUGGAUGCUGUUUUUUUUUAAAUGUUCCCCAGCCAUUGUAAAGUGCCAAAGCGUAACUGUUAUUCAACCUCAGUUUUAUAGUCAUGUGCCUUGUACAGUGUAAUUUUUAUUACGUUCAUAUCAUCGAUAUAUUUGCUCCGUUUAAAACCAAAGAUCUAAUUUAUUGGAUGCAUAAUAUUUUUCUAAAACUCGAAAUCUCUCUUUUUAGAAAAAAACAUGACAGUUCUGUAUCGCUGACCUAGGCCCCAGUGCGUUUGCACUCCUUCAAUCUGUAGUGGAUUCCUUUAAGAUCGUUUCCUUUCUGAGUUCAGUUGAUCUUAAUUUCUGUAUUUAUCUGAAAAAAACCCACAAUAAAUCAGUGUUUGUUUUUUUUUUGCCUUACGUUGAAGUGGCGUGGUGGAUUUUUGUUUUGGUCUAAUGCAUGCUGGUUUGUUAUUGGCCUUCUGUCUGAUGUGUGCAGAAUUUUCUGACCAUAACCGUGCAGGUCUCUGUUAAAUCUGCGAUCAAGCCCAUGCCCUACUUAUUGCAGAUUAGCUCACCAGGGUAGUAGCAAACUGCGCGGUUUACGGUAAAGUGUUGACCACAUCACACCAUGCCUUUACUGACAACUGUUAUGUUCCGAAGCUGCCAAAUAAGUGCCGAAAACUGAAAGCCAUUCCGCUUUUAAGCUUUGUAACAACCAAAAAAGCAAACUGAGAACAAACAAGUCUAUAACAGACAUGCCAAGGAUCUGAGGUGACUUUAUAUGUGUCUCAGCCCAUUCUUUAAAAGGCAGCUUCAUGCCCCGUGAAUGCAUUUUUAACUGUAAAUUGUUCAAAGGAGCCAGGUCAUUUGUUUGCCUCGAUUAAACUAUAUCUUUUA
Carcharodon carcharias (great white shark) is the source of this 2939-nucleotide messenger RNA. RefSeq names its product forkhead box protein C2-like. The transcript has a single exon. Gene Ontology annotation, molecular function: RNA polymerase II cis-regulatory region sequence-specific DNA binding; DNA-binding transcription factor activity, RNA polymerase II-specific. Bases 165 to 1583 code for a protein of 472 amino acids. The record is from RefSeq and is a predicted model, not a curated record. Lineage: Eukaryota; Metazoa; Chordata; Chondrichthyes; Lamniformes; Lamnidae. Gene Ontology annotation, biological process: anatomical structure morphogenesis; cell differentiation; regulation of transcription by RNA polymerase II.